Molecule: messenger RNA, 9772 nt
Organism: Megachile rotundata (alfalfa leafcutting bee)
Lineage: Eukaryota; Metazoa; Arthropoda; Insecta; Hymenoptera; Megachilidae
Gene: PlexB
Product: plexin B
Biological process (GO): motor neuron axon guidance; sensory neuron axon guidance; regulation of cell shape
Cellular component (GO): semaphorin receptor complex; plasma membrane
Molecular function (GO): protein binding; semaphorin receptor activity
Source: RefSeq, a predicted model, not a curated record
CAUAUUUUCCUCUGUUCAAACUAAGCCAUUUCAAUAAGUUCCGAGUCCCAGCAGAUACUUUCGCAUUUUGCUAUUGAAGAAGUAUUAGUAUUUAGCCGCAGGAGGACGCACCAUUCGUGGUUUCUAAGUAUAUCUAUAUAUCAGGGAGAAAGAAAAGGAAAGUUAGGAGGUAAGAGUGAUAGAACUAGUCAAGGAGAGACACUGAACCGUGGGAAAAGUACGGUUGAGAGCAAGAGAGAGAAAAAGAUAAUGAACAAGCGGCGCAUGCCGUAGCCACGGCCCCCAACUUGCUCUAAACUCGUGCAGCCUGUCGCUGUCGGUCGAAUUUUAAUGGCGGCUCAUUCCGAUUCCUCCUCGUUUAAUGUUAUUGUAAAGUGACGGACAGUAUUUUCUAUUCUUUACACGUUAUCCAAGGGAACAAUAUCAAGCUUUAGCGAAUCUCGAGCGUUGUAUAGUUGAGUGUUCCAUCGUCUGAAGACUGUAUCGAAGCUCGUAUCAAGGACAUAGUGCAUAUAUCCGCGAUGUGUCGUAGCGACUCUCGCGUACGAACAUUCCAUCGUGAAGUCGUGUUUUAUGCUUUGGCUCCUUUGUGAAAACAGCAAUUGUAAGUGACAAAUCAAAGUGUUCGUAUUUUUAUUUUAAUUAAAAAAUAUGCAGCAACGUACAUGAAAAAAGCGAAAGUUAUACGAGUUGACUAAUGAUCAUAUUGGAACGAGUGAAUCAAAUACGAGUUUUUUCAUCUCGAAAGAUAAUUCUUUCUCUUUUUAAUUAAUUGCCCGUAAAUACGUUAUCGCGAAGGGAGCAUCUAUGAAUCGACGAGUAUUUUAUGAAAACGAUUUAAGUUAUUGGUCGGACGUGUUUUGUUGAACAAUUAUUAGUAAGGAGUUAAAUAUCUUUGCCUUUAUACGAAGACUCAGAUCGUAGCUGUCAAGUGCAGCUAUGCUGCUCACACUAAUGAAGGGCGGUGCGUGCAACGGCGUUACUCAAAAAGUGUGGAGCCAUCUGCCCUAGCCUGACAUCGUCGACGAGAUGUUUUAGUAAUGAAAUCGAGGUACCAGACAAUGAGCAUCAUGUCGGUGCCUGGAUACACAUAUAGCUGGUAGUACUGUGUCAACACUAGCCUUCUACCAGUGGGAUUCGUACCCUUAUUAUACUUUCUACGCUUCCUACCCUAGACUUACGCACGCACAAACGCGCACACAUAGUGUGUGUGCAUGUGCUUUGUCAACUAUUGUCUACACAUCAUGAGAUUCUUGGGACUAUUAUCAUUUCCCACUUCACCUACUGUGUCAUUUCCUAAACUGCUGCUACCACUCCAUCAAUUAUCCUUUUCAUCCAUGUCUAUUGCCACCUGGUUUCUGGUGGUACUAGUAACUGCAGCAAUAGAUACACCUGCUAGUACUACUCCACCUGUACAAGAGAACAAAUCUCUGCACAUUGUGACACAAUUUCCUGCAGGAGAUAGUCAACGAUAUGGAUUUUAUCCUUUAGAUCCAAAUACAACGAGAGAAGGUGCUCUCCGAUUUAAUCACCUUACCAUAGAUCCUGCCACAGGACGGUUGUAUGCAGGUGCCAUCAACAGACUUUUACAAUUAGAUUCCAAUCUUAAACUGGAGGAAUAUGUUUCCACGGGGCCAAGACUGGAUAAUCCUCAGUGUCAUGCAACAGGCUGCCCUUCUAGAGAAAUAACUACAUCUUUAAUGGAUAAUGUCAACAAAUUGUUAAUAGCUGAUCUUGAAUCACAAACGCUAAUUGCAUGUGGUUCUCUUCUUCAAGGUGCUUGUGAAAAGUACAAAAUGUCAAACAUAUCUAUUAAACCAGAAUUCAUUCCUCAUAGUGUAGCAGCAAAUGAUGAAAAUUCCUCUACAUAUGCUUUUAUUGGACCUGAAAAAUAUAAUGCAUGGGGACAAACUAACAUCCUUUAUGUUGGUACUACAUUUACUAAUAGAGGAGACUAUAGGCAUGAUGUGCCUGCCAUUUCCAGUAGAAAUCUUCACAAUUUAGAGUUUGCAGAAUAUACUUUUAACAAACAACCAAUUGUGUACAUUGAUGUUAAAUACAGAGACCAUUUUUUAGUUAAAUAUGUAUAUGGUUUUAAUGCCAGUGAUUAUGCAUAUUUUGUAUUGGUACAAAAACAAUCUUAUCUUCCUGAACAAGAGGAACUGGGUUAUAUCUCUAGAUUGGCUCGAAGCUGCAUAAGUGACGCAAAUUAUGAUAGUUAUACUGAAGUUACAUUACAAUGUACUGUUGACUUAGGUGAUGGAAAAACACAGUUUUAUAAUUUGGUGCAAGAUGCAAAAGUAGCACCAGCUGGUAGUGAUUUGGCCAUGCAACUGGGUAUUUCUGUUGGUGAUCCUGUAUUUGUCUCUGUAUUUUCACCAAGUAGAGGUAUCACGAACGAACCAGCAUCUCGUUCGGCACUUUGUGUAUACAGUUUGCAAGAAAUUGAAACGAAAUUUAAUGAAAAUAUCCAUAUGUGUUUUAAUGGUAGUACCAAAUAUAGAAACAUGGGUUAUGUCAGUGGUCCUAUACAAGAUGGGAAAUGUCCAACAGCAGGAACAACAGGCAAUAUUUUAAACUUCUGCGAAGUGGGUUUGAAAAUCUCUGGAAUGUCACCAAUUGUUGGACAAGCAAUUUUACAUUUUCCUGACGAAUUUGUUACUUCUGUAACAAUAGCUAAUACAGAAGGCCAUACAGUAGCAUUUUUGGGCACUAAUGAUGGAGUUCUUAAAAAAGUUUUACUUUCUGGAACUGAAGCAUUUGUUUAUGAAAGCAUUGUAAUUGAUAAAGGAAAUAAAUUGAUGCCUGACAGUUUAAUUUCACCAGAUGGAGAAUAUAUUUAUGUUUUGUCAACUUCUAAAAUUUCAAAGGUUCAAGUUGAACAUUGUAGCAGUUAUACCAACUGUAGCAGUUGUCUUGAUGCAAAAGAUCCUUAUUGUGGAUGGUGUUCAUUAGAGAAAAGAUGUACUGUUAGAGGAGAUUGUCAGAAAGCAAGUCACAGUAGUCCACGAUGGUUAUCUUUAGGCACAGGACAACAGUGUAUUGACUUUGAACAGGUGCUUCCUGAUCGUAUGCCUAUCAACCAAAUGACAACUGUUCAUUUAACGAUCAGAACUCUACCUGAAUUACCAGCAGGUGCCAAUUAUAAAUGCGUCUUUGGAAGUGCAGAACCUAUAGACGCAUUAAUGACUGGAUUUGGAUUAUCAUGUCCUACACCCCCUGUUAUUGAAAGACCAAGUAUACCAGAUGGGGCUGAUCACGUUUUAGUACCACUAUCUGUACGUUCCAGUGAAACAAACAAAGAUUUCGUUUCGCGCAACUUUGCAUUUUUUGAUUGCUCCAGACAUACUGUGUGCACAGAAUGUGUUAAGUCACAAUGGGCAUGUAGUUGGUGUGUAUACGACAACAAAUGUACACAUAAUGCAAGCUGUCAGGGUAUUAUUUCGGGGGAAAAUAAUCAAGCAACUCUUGCUGCACACGGAGCACAAUACUGUCCAAGAUUCGUACAACGUAAGGAACCCCUGAUGUUGCCCAAUAGUGUACCUAAAGAAAUAGUGCUUGAAGUUGAAAAUCUGCCGCAUCCACAAGUGGGACACAGUGGUUUUCAAUGUAUCGUUUCGAUCGAGGGUGCAAAUUUGAAAGUACAAGCUCGUGUCGACAGCAGUCGCUUCAUAGUUUGUGAUAAAACUGUUUAUUCGUAUGAAGCAAUUACCGGUGAAUACGAAGCAGAGGUAACGGUUGUGUGGAACAUCAAUCAUCACGUAGAUAAAACAACAAUUAUGCUUUACAAGUGCGAAGUACUAGGCUCACAUCGUGAACACGCAGAUUGUUCUCUUUGUGUGACAAGAGACGCCCGAUUCGAAUGUACUUGGUGUGGCAACAGUUGCGUAUACCGACAUUCUUGCUUGCAUUCACCAUUCACAGAAUGUCCAAAACCAAGAAUAGAUAUGAUAAAACCUCUCAGUGGACCAAUUGAAGGUGGUACAUUGGUAACCAUCGAAGGCAGUAACUUAGGCUUGAAGGAGAGCGACGUGGAAGGAAAGAUACACAUUGGUAACACUCCGUGCACUUUGGUAGACUACGAAGUAUCUGUUCGCAUAGUUUGUCGCACUGGGCGGCACGAGGCUACCGACACUGCCUCUGUCGUGGUUGGCAACGAUGCUGGCUACACAGAAAGUGCUGUAUUAUUCAAUUACAAAGACAUACGACUGGCCGGUGUUUACCCGUCGGUUGGACCUCAAAGUGGUGGUACACAACUUGCUAUUACUGGAAUGUACUUGAACAUUGGUAGUACCAUCUCAGCUUAUCUGGAUGAAUUGCCAUGUCACGUAAAUGCAACGCAAGCAAGCAGCACCAGACUGACCUGCGUGACCAGUAAAUCCGAUCGAGUGAGAAAAAUCGAGAGACUGACUCUCAGCAUUGACGGUGCAAACCGUACUUUAGAGGGUAAUCCUUACAAUUACACCCACGAUCCUACCAUUAUGGAGAUUAAACCACUAACAAGCUUCGCUUCUGGUGGCCGCAUGAUCACCGUCCAUGGUACCAACUUAGACACCAUUCAGAAACCUGAGAUGGAAGUUUAUUUUGAUAACGAACCAUUACCAGUAAAUCGGACUGUUUGCACCGUAUUGAAUCCAACACAGAUGGAAUGUCCAAGUCCUAGCAUCGCUAAACGUUUCAUGACUCUUCGACGCAGCGAGCGUGCCAUUGUUAGUGGUCAGACUAAUUUGCCACAGUCAUUGAAGUUAAAAGAAUCCAAAUUAUCUUUAAAGAUCGCGUUCAUCAUGGACAACGUGGAAAGCGUUCGAGACUUGGAGAAGCAUUUUCAGAAUCUUAGAUACCGAUUACUCUACGUCGAGGAUCCAAAAUUCUUUGCAUUUCCACGAAACGUAAAAUUGUAUAAAGGUGAUACUUUAGUUAUCGAGGGAGAAAAUUUGAUUUUUGCCAGCGAUGAGUCUGACGUCAACGUCACGGUCGGCGCGAUGCCCUGUAACGUAACUUCUCUUGCUUCGACCCAGCUAGUUUGUAUACCUCCGGAUCAACAACCAGCUGAUACGGAUGAACUUGGAAUCAAAACUGAGAAUGGUUUGCCACUGGUAGUUGUACGGGUGGGAAGAAGCUUAAGAUUUCCCAUUGGUUAUUUGCGUUACGAUGUGAUUAAGUCUUAUCCGAUACCACCGGAAGCAAUCGCUGGAAUCGCCGCUGGAACAUUUGGUCUGGUAUUUCUGUUCGUUUUGGUAUUAAUAAUAUAUAGAAGAAAAAGCACGCAAGCGGAAAGAGAGUACAAACGAAUACAAAUACAAAUGGAUACGCUUGAAAGCAACGUUAGGAUGGAAUGCAAACAGGCAUUCGCCGAGUUACAGACUGACAUGACUGAUUUAACCGCGGAUUUGGAAUCGUCCGGUAUUCCGACUCUCGACCACAAAAACUACAUUAUGAAAGUAUUUUUUCCUGGUGUGACGCAUCAUCCGAUAUUAAACGAUCCCAGAUCGCGCAGUAACGUGUCUCGAACGAAUUAUGACGCAGCCAUGAUCCAGUUCGAACAACUUAUUAACAAUAAGUACUUCGUAUUAACAUUUAUCGAAACUUUAGAGGCUCAAAAAGACUUUAACAUUAGAGAUAAAGUAAACGUUGCAUCUUUACUCAUGGUUGUUUUGAUGGGUAAGAUGGAAUACGCGACUGAUAUACUCAUGAACCUUUUACUCAGACUAAUUGAAAAGGCGGUGAACACUAAACACCCUCAGCUGAUGCUGAGGAGAACAGAGUCUGUAGUGGAAAAGAUGUUAACAAAUUGGAUGGCACUUUGUAUGUACAAUUAUCUGAAAGACUACGCAGGUUCCUCUCUGUUUUUAUUGUUCAAGGCAAUAAAGCAUCAAAUAGAAAAAGGCCCUGUGGACGUGAUAACGCACGACGCGAGAUACUCGUUGUCUGAGGAGAGACUGCUCCGAGAACAGAUCGAACACAGUGUCGUCACUUUACACGUCGUCCAGGAUGAUCUUGACGAGAAGAUACAAUGCAAAGUGUUAGAUUGUGAUACUAUUAAUCAAGUCAAGUCCAAAAUCUUGGACGCACUUUACAAAAAUACUCCUUUCUCACUAAGGCCGUCCGUUCAUGACGUAGACUUGGAAUGGAGACACGGUAGAGGUGGUCACCUGACACUUCAAGAUGAAGAUCUCACAACCAAAUGUAGCGGUGAAUGGAAAAAAAUCAAUACUUUAGCGCAUUAUGGUGUUAAGGAAUCAGCGGUGAUGUCGUUGAUUCCUAGACAGAACGAUGGGUUCUCUGUCGCUUGUAAACCACCGUGUCACAACUGCAAGCCGUCACACUACCAUCAUCAGCAACAGUCAAUUCAUCAUCAUCCUCAUCACCAUCAUUUGCAUCGACACGCGAAUCACUGUUCGUCCACGCAUCUUCCAUCCACGCCUAAUCACAAUCUAAUAAGUCCUGUAAUGUACAAUCAUCCUGUCAGUGGUUUGUAUUUUGAAUCUCAACACUCGCCACCGAUUAUAACAGCUAAUGGUGACGUUGAGAGUGGCCAUGGAGGUAAUCAACGACUAUAUCAUUUAGUAAGGCCUAUAGAAGAUAGCCAUUACCCACCAGGAAUGGGUUUCACUGGUAGCAAGCAUCAUCAUCCAGAACGAACGCAUAAAGCCAUUCCUGAAAUAUUUUUGACAAGAUUAUUAUCAACAAAGGGUACAGUUCAAAAGUUUGUUGAUGAUUUCUUGAACACGAUAUUAACUGCGAACGAAGCAUUGCCCAGUGCUGUAAAAUGGUUAUUCGAUCUUCUUGACGAUGCUGCCAAGCAACAUGGCAUCGUAGACCCUGAAGUGCCCCACGCCUGGAAGUCAAAUAGUUUACCGCUUAGAUUUUGGGUGAAUUUUAUUAAGAAUCCGGACUUCAUGUUUGAUAUUAAUAAAUCUACAACGGUUGAUUCGAGUUUAUCCGUGAUAGCACAAACCUUUAUGGACUCUUGUUCAAUGACAGAGCAUAGGCUAGGGAAAGAUUCACCCUCUAACAAGUUACUGUUUGCCAAGGACAUACCGCACUAUCGGGAGAAAGUGGGUCGUUUUUACACGGAUGUACAAAGACUGCCACAAAUCACUGAUCAAGAAAUGUCUAGUGCCAUGCAACAGCUAAGUGCAUCGCACGCAAAUGAGUUUGAUGUGAUCGCAGCACUAAAAGAACUUUACAUCUACGUCAGCAAGUAUUAUGAACAAAUCCUAGAGGCCUUGGAGACAGACGCAGGCUGUCGCAAAUUACAUCUAGCACAUAGGCUAGAAAAUGUAGCGUGCACGCUCGAAGGAGAAGAAACUAGUGCCUGCUGACACAACCUUCUCAUUGCCAUCCCAGGACCCGUCAAUCUCUCCAGAAACACAGACUAGUGCCUCCAUUUCAUGCAUCAGAUACACCUCGUUACAUAUGUACAAAUCUACACACCAUGUGAAUAAUAAUGCCGUAAAUACGUGCGAUUUCGUUAAGGCUAGUCAGGCGAUAGUUUUUUCAGGAUAAGUUAGUCCUGGUGUAGUUUUUUGCGUCUAUAUGUCAUGGCCGUAUCGAAAUACGCUCGUGCACACGUACAGAUAUUAGCAAAUUGAUAAAAUGCGACUCUAACCCUUAAACUUGAUCUGUGUUUUCUUUUGGUAAUAUAUUUCGUUCAUUUUAUGUAUAUAUACGUAUAUACAUUUAAUGUGUAUAUAUACGUAUAUAUGUGUGGGGAAUGAAAUGUAAAUUAUAGUAAAAUAUAAGAAAAAGAUAAUAAGAAUCUCAUUGGUAGAAUCUCGUCGACGAGUGAUUAUUUAUUAUUACAAAAGUUAAAUAUUUAUCACAUACAUGUUUAAGGAUUUGAGAUGCAACGUUUAUGCAAAAUACUUACUACAAAAAAAAUUUAACAAUUUCAUUUCUUUGUUGACCGAAUGUCUAUACGUGUAUACGUAAAUACGGAACACAUAUAUAACACGAAAGAAAUAAUGUGUGUAAAAUUUAAGUGAGAAGAAGCCAUAGUGUCCAUCAGACUGUCUGUACAAAAGAAAGUACGACAGCGAGUAGUCUGUGAUCCGAGCACGAGUGGCUAUGCCUACUAUCUUCAUUACGAUAUAUAAUUAUUAAUAUGUUAUAUAUUAUAUAUAUAUAUACAUAAAAAUAUAUAAAGCAAAGAUCACACAACAUACACCUCCACGGACUGUAGUGAGCUAGUUAGAGAGGGUCUGUAUAUGUAAUAUAAGUUGAGGGGUAGAAAAACCUUUCAGAGAGAGAGAGAGAGAGAGUUAUAGCUAAAGCGCGUGUGUGUGCGUGUGUGUAAAAGCAAGAAAGAAAAAGAUGAUAAUAUUAAAUUAAGGUAAUUAAAAUAAAAAUGUUACAAAAGAAAAGAAAUGAAGAAUUAAAAAAAGAUUACGAGAGCAGCUCGGACUACUCUAGGCCUAUCUAUGUAUGUUCAGUACAUAAAGAAAAUUUCUUUUUUUCAUAUUUUUUCAUUGAAUUUUUUAGUCUGUUUCUAUUUACACAUUUAUUCGUGUAUAAGUAUGACUGUUGCUAUAAUUUUUAAAGGCCACUACGUGAAUCAUAUAAUGAUUUUACAACUAUUUUACAAACUAUAUUAUUGCUCUUAUUAUUGCUAAGUUGUAUUAUUGUCCAUAGAGAUAUGAUUAUCAAUUAAUUGCUCGUUCAAUAAUAGUUAUUAUCGUAUAUUGUUAAGCAUAAAACACACAUGAUAGAUGCAAAAGUAACAAAGAUCUUUUAUAUUAUACAUGGACAAAAAAAGGUUUUGGAAAAUUGUCUUGAUUGUUAGGAAAAGUGAAUCGAUAAAAACGUGUAAAAAGUUUUGUAUGCAUCUAAAUAAUAUUUGGCGGAGGGUUUUGUCAAUUGGUCAACACCAUGGUUAAACGCAUCGAAAGACAUUUUGCAAGACACAACGACAAGCAGUAUUUUCUUGGGAUUACAUUUUAGUUUGUGUAAGACUGUCUGAUUUUUAAAGUUGCAUUUUUACAAGAGCAUUUACUUUUUUUUAUACAUACAUUGUCCGGAUUAUGUGUUUAAACUGUUCAAUUCACUGCCCACUGUACACUGCCAAGUUUUUUCAUGUGCUUUAGCAAACUGUUAUUACGUAACAUUCAAUUUGACGACAGAGAAAAUUAUUUAAUAAUUUUGUCGACGUAUAAGUCUGGAAAGACUGGGGUCACGCUCACUCUUGUACUUAAUUAACACUCUUGUGUAUUUCAGCUACUUUACCAUGUCCCCAGAUUUCUUUUUUUAUGAUCAACAACCUAUGUAUCUUUCUAUUAUACAUAUAUACAUAUUAUAUAUUUAUUUAUAUACCGACAAACAAAUUAUAUAUACGAAAGGUCGUACGUCAAUCUGUUCUAUGUGAUUUAGCGCAUUUUUCCCAUAUAUGUUAUAUGAAAAAUUGUGUGCAUAUUUAUGUUUACUUUGUAUACUACGUGCUUACAAUUUUCCAGAAACAUUAUAUUUUUUAUUCAGUUUCCUGUCCACGUAGAACAAAGGAAAAUGUAACGUUACAUUUUCACAAACUAAAUAAUGAUAGCUUAAUUUUACACACACCACACCGUUCCAAAAUGCAAAAUGUUAGUUGUGAAUAUGGAACGAAUGGCAACAGAAUGAACAAGUGACUUCAUUUAAGCAUCCAUGAGAUCUGACUAUUUUAUAUCUUUAUUCUGUUGUCAUUUUUUAUUUUCUGAAAUGUUCUAGACACUUAUUUAAUAUGCGUUUACUAUCUUGUACAUUGAAUUAAAACGUGCGUACUGUAAGUGACAGAAGA